CUCAUUAGAGGUUGGGAAUAAGGAUAGUUUCUUCCAAGCUCUAUCUCGUCUCUUAUUGUUUAGUUAAUUCAGAAGGGAAGGAUAAUCACAAUGAGAGACUAAAACAACAAUGAUGUUCCAUCGCCUAAAGCAGCAACCAAUUCUAUAAAGAAAGUUUCCAUGAUACCACUCGUUUUCCUCAUAUUCUACGAAGUCUCAGGAGGUCCUUUUGGUGCUGAAGGAAUUGUGAAUGUAGCAGGUCCACUGUUAGCUCUUCUCGGCUUUAUAAUCUUCCCGUUCAUUUCGUGUAUCCCAGAGGCACUAAUCACUGCAGAGAUGAGCACAAUGUUCCCAAUAAACGGCGGUGUUGUGGUUUGGGUCUCCUCUGCCUUAGGACCCUUUUGGGGGUUCCAAGUAGGCCGGAUGAAAUGGCCAUGCGGAGUCAUCGACAACGCUCUGUAUCCUGUCCUCUUCCUCGACUAUUUAAAAUCCGCUAUACCGGUUUUGUCCACCGGUUUGCCUAGAGUUGCCUCCAUCUUGAUCUUGACUCUAUUGCUUACUUACCUAAACUACAGAGGACUAACCAUUGUCGGUUGGACCGCGGUUCUUAUGGGAGUCUUUUCGAUGCUUCCUUUUGCUUCAAUGAGUCUCAUUUCGAUCCCAAACCUCCAGCCUUCGAGAUGGCUUGUUACGGACAUAGGAGAUGUGAACUAGAACUUGUAUCUAAACACUCUUUUCUGGAACUUAAACUACUGGGAUUCAGUUAGUACACUAGCCGGUGAAGUGGCAAACCCGAAGCAAACACUUCCCAAGGCUUUGUGUUACAGUGUGAUCUUUGUAACUCUCUCAAACUUCCUCCCUCUCUUGUCUGGAACCGGGGCUAUACCGCUGAACCGCGAGCUAUGGACUGACGGUUUUUUAGCUGAAGUUGCGGGAACCAUCGGUGGAGGAUGGUUGAGAGUGUGGGUUCAAGUGGCUGCAGCUACGUCGAACAUGGGAAUGUUCAUAGCCGAGAUGAGUAGUGACUCGUUUCAGCUUCUUGGAAUGGCUGAGCUCGGUAUGCUGCUUGAGGUUUUCGCCAAAACGUCUCGUUACGGAACGCCUUUGUUAGGGAUUGUGUGCUCAGCUUCAGGUGUUUUGCUCUUGUCUGGAUUGAGUUUUCAGGAUAUUGUGGCUGCAGAGAAUAUGCCUUACUGCGGUGGAAUGGUUUUGGAGUUUGUUGCUUUUGUUAGGAUGAGGGUGAAGCAUCCGGCUGCGUCGAGACCGUAUAAAAUACCUGCGGGAACCGUUGGUUCGGUUUUGAUAUGCGUUCCUCCCAUUGUGCUGAUAUGUUUGGUUGUUGUUUUGUUGACUCUUAAAGUGGCUGUAGUGAGCUUUGUGAUGGUGAUGGUUGGUUUAUUGAUGAAACCUUGUUUGGAUCAUAUGGAUCGAAAGAGAAGGGUCCAAUUCUCAGUCAGUUGCGAUUUGCCUGAGUUUCAGAAGGAGAGUCAAGAAAUGGAAGAGUCUUUGUUACGUUAGGUCAGAGGAACAUGUUUUUUUUCUUAUUGUUCUAUGUUCAAAUGAUUGUAGUGUUUGUUUAUUGGUCAAGGAAAUGGAUCCUGUUAUUCGGUU
Molecule: messenger RNA, 1590 nt
Organism: Brassica oleracea var. oleracea
Lineage: Eukaryota; Viridiplantae; Streptophyta; Magnoliopsida; Brassicales; Brassicaceae
Product: probable polyamine transporter At1g31820
Biological process (GO): transmembrane transport
Cellular component (GO): membrane
Molecular function (GO): transmembrane transporter activity
Source: RefSeq, a predicted model, not a curated record